CUCUUUUACUUAAGUCAGGAAAUUAGCUUCAACUAGUACCAAAAAUAAAAACCCUCCGUUCUCUAUUUCUCUUUCCCCAUCGAUUUCUACCUCUUUUAUCUGCGCUGAUUCGAUUUUUUCUUCUUUCCUUAUUUGCCUAAUUAGAAAACUCUGUUCUUCUUCAGCCGUAAAUUGAAAUUACCACUUCAUUCUUCUUCCACUAGCCUAAAUUCGAAUGGUUCAGAUGGUUUAACCCACAAAUUUAUUGGGCUGUGGACUUACGAAUAGUUUCAUCGGAUACAAGUGAUUCGGAGUUAGAAGUGUUCGGCAAUACACUCCAACAUCACUGGAAGAAUGAACAAAGGUGGAGUAGGUCUUACUGGUGGAGGCAGUGGGCCAACAUCGGUGGCGGCAGCAGCAGCAGCUCAGAAGCAAAAGGCACUGUUGCAAAGAGUCGACACUGACAUAACCAGCAUUGUAGAAAACUUCAAUCACCUGGUUAACGUUGCAAGGGUGAGUGAUCCGCCAGUUAGGAAUUCACAAGAAGCAUUCAUGAUGGAGAUGCGUGGAGCGAGAAUGGUCCAGGCAGCAGAUUCCUUGCUGAAAUUGGUAUCAGAGUUGAAGCAGACAGCUAUCUUUUCGGGGUUGGCAUCCUUGAACGAGCGUGUUGAGCAGCAAACUGAUGCAUUUGACCAGCAAGCCGAGAAAACAGAGCAAAUGUUGUCUAGAAUUGGAGAGGAGGCAGCUGGUUGCCUGAAAGAACUUGAAUCUCAUUACUACUCUUCUGCCCAAAGGAUCGACCAAGGCGAACAAUGAAGGUUGGAAAGGAGGCAGCUGGUUGCCCGAGAACUGCAGUUUGCAGCAUUUUUUUAACAGAUCUCUUUUAACCUAAUUUUACUAGGAAAAACGUUUAACCCACCCCGAGGAAAAGCCAGACGAUGCACAUGCAGUAGUACCUUCAGUUUAUAUCAUUCUUGCCAUACGCAGCCGCACACAUGCACAUUUCACAACUGCAUCCUUGGUGCAUCUGAGGGCGCAAAAGAUCUUGACACGUAUUAUUUGAUCGAACGUGAUGUAGCCAUAUGACACGCUGAUUUCAGAAGUCGAACUAGUUAUGCUUAGAGCUUCUCUAAUGGUGAUUGUGGAUCUUUCAUAUGUGGCAUCACUUUUAAGACAUUCUCUAGGUAUAAAAUCCUAAAUAUUAGGAGAAAAUAAAUUUUGUCUCCAACCCAUAAAAUGUUGUAUCAUCCUUUUACUUAUUUGUAGGUAUAUAAUUGGUUAAAAUCAUUUCCUUUCUUGUUUUUAAUGAUUUUUAUUAACAAAAAUGUGACUAGGAUGGGAAGACAUC
Messenger RNA from Papaver somniferum (opium poppy), 1327 nucleotides. RefSeq names its product mediator of RNA polymerase II transcription subunit 22a-like. NCBI's taxonomy places the organism in Eukaryota, Viridiplantae, Streptophyta, Magnoliopsida, Ranunculales, Papaveraceae. Gene Ontology annotation, biological process: regulation of transcription by RNA polymerase II. The coding region runs from base 334 to 795 and encodes 153 amino acids. The transcript is spliced from 5 exons. Gene Ontology annotation, molecular function: transcription coregulator activity. Gene Ontology annotation, cellular component: mediator complex. The record is from RefSeq and is a predicted model, not a curated record.